Messenger RNA from Truncatella angustata, 1643 nucleotides. Its product is annotated as alpha-galactosidase. Bases 61 to 1365 code for a protein of 434 amino acids. Gene Ontology annotation, biological process: carbohydrate metabolic process. NCBI's taxonomy places the organism in Eukaryota, Fungi, Ascomycota, Sordariomycetes, Amphisphaeriales, Sporocadaceae. The transcript has a single exon. The record is from RefSeq and is a predicted model, not a curated record. Gene Ontology annotation, molecular function: hydrolase activity, hydrolyzing O-glycosyl compounds.
AGAUCAUGGAGAAACUCGUCGAAAUUUCCACAUUUCGAUUUUCGGCAGCUAAAAUCCACGAUGCAAACUUACUAUUUCAAGUUAGCUUUUCUGUUUAGAACAGCACAAGCUCUGGAUAAUGGAGUUGGAAGACUUCCAAAAAUGGGCUACGAUACCUUUAACGCCUUUGGUUGCGAUUACAAUCAGGAUAUUGUCCUUCAGCAGGCCGAGGCCAUGGUUAAACUUGGCUUGGUAGAUGCCGGGUACAACUCCAUCAUCUUAGACGAUUGCUACACAUUGAAGGCCCGAAGCACGGAUGGAUCUCUCGUCGCUGACCCAGACAAGUGGCCGGAUGGCUUGAAGAACUUCACAGUAACUAUCAACUCAAUGAAUAUCAGUGCCUCUGCAUACUCGGAUAACGGCUAUCAGACCUGUGCCGGUUAUCCUGGAUCUUAUGGGCACGAGUUGCAAGACCUGAUCACCUGGCAAGAGUGGGGUUUCGAUUAUCUCAAGUACGACAAUUGCUACAUUCCCUUUGACAACGUCACCCAGCAAAAUCUGUUCGGACGCUAUCAAUUAAUGGCAGACGCAGUUGCCCAAGUAGCAGCCUCUACGGGACGGCCGCCAUUCCAGUAUUCUCUGUGUGAAUGGGGAUGGCAACAGGUCUUUGUGUGGGGACCCAAAAUCUCCCAAUCAUGGCGAAUCAAUGGUGACAUCAAACCCUGGUGGUCCUCAAUAACAAGUAUUAUCAAUCAGGCUUCUUUUAGUUGGUGGGCCUCAGACUUCUAUGGCCACAAUGAUAUGGACAUCCUGGAAGUUGGGAAUACUGGGACAGGCACGCCUGUUGGUAAUCUAACGUACGACGAAGCAAAGACUCAUUUCACUGCUUGGGCCUUAUUGAAGUCACCACUUAUUAUUGGAACUGACCUAUCGCAUGUUAGUAGUCAAACGGUCGACAUUCUGAUAAACAAAGAUUUGAUCAGGAUUAAUCAGGAUCCUAAUGUUGGCCAAUCUAUCUCGCCUUUCCGUUGGGGAUUGAACCCCGAUUACACAUCAGAUUCUGACCAUCCUGCGCAAUUCUGGUCUGGUAACUCCACCUAUGGUGUCGUGAUUAUGCUCCUCAAUACUCUCGACACUACACAGGAUAUGUCAUUCAAUCUGACGGAAUCGUGGGCACUACGUGCAGGGAGGCAAUACAGGGUUUACGAUAUGUGGAGCCACGCUGAUGUCGGGAUCGCUGUUCGCAACUGGACAGCCACCGUUCCAAGACACGGUGUUGCGGCCCUCCUCUUGAAUGAUGAUGGACCGGAGCCUGAAGUUUCGUUUCCGCACUGCGGAUUCUACUACCAAUGUUCCUUCCCUAAUGGCACCUACUCUUCAAAUUGAGAUCUGAUUUGAGUUCCUUUGGGUGCUAUGAGAAGUAAUUUGGAUAAAUCGAAAUCAUCUUGACGAAGACCCUCUAUCGUAUUGAACACAAAAUCACGUUCUGAAAACAAUAUGACAUCGGCUCUCACGAGCUGCUUAUUGAAGGACUGGCUCCCUAUUGCAAUGCUACUCUUCAAAAACAUGGGUAAUUUUCCAGCCUCCUUGAGAAAUGUUUGCCAAUGUUCUUGUUGAGGAAUAGACUAAACGGUUGAUUAGCCAUUCUAUUCCUAAAAAGACGU